AUGGAUGGAUUUAGAACCCUCCCAAUCCUGUUAGUUCUUGGCUCUUUUCAGAAUUUACAAGCUAAGUUCGUGUGGAGUACGGGCGCAGCUUCUUCGCUUUUUGUGGCCAUAGCUUUACCGUUGGAUUUAGAAAAUCAAGCAGUCUUUUUGUCCUACAAUUUUGAAGCGUCCUACGAUUUGCCUAGAACCUGGAAAAAGAAACCUCCAUUUUUGCGAAAUGGGAAUGGUACUCAUGAUGAUAGUUUGCUAGGCAAUCACCAUGGCCACCAUCAGUUUGAUGAUUUUGUUUACGAUGACUACUACGAUGAUGCCCAAAAUGCCACCCACAAGCACAAACACCAUCAUAAUAAGAAAAAAAAGAAAACUAAACCCAAACCUGAAACUUCAAACAAGCCACCGAAAAAAAAACCCAAGCAUAAGCACAAAAAAAAGCAUAAGCCAAAAUCAAAGCCAAAGGAGGAGAUGGACGAUGACUACAAGGAUUUCUUCCAGGGAUUUCCCUUGGAUGGUAUGGGAGAUCCUGUGGGCAGAAGUCUUUCGAAGAGAUCCCUACUUUCAAGAAGCAAGUUCUAUGAGAUCAUGAAUCAUCGCUUCGAAUUAUAUGGAUUAGGCUCGGGAGAUCGUUGUUUAUUAAGACUUAUUUGCGAGGCCAAUAGCUACCAAUUGGGAGAUCUGAAUGGUGUGCUUGGCAGCUUGGUCCAUAUUAUGUUUAGUCCCAGUAGCUCUCGAUAUGAGGCUUUGCCCAAGCGAUACUACAUAGCCGAAUUGGAUGGUCGGAAUGGGAACUGCGGGGCUUAUCAUCCACAAUGCCAACAUAGUGUUCUCGACAUGAUCACGCAACCACCAAAAAAUAAAAGCAUUAUGCACUGA
Molecule: messenger RNA, 870 nt
Organism: Drosophila subpulchrella
Lineage: Eukaryota; Metazoa; Arthropoda; Insecta; Diptera; Drosophilidae
Exons: 4
Coding region: 1-870 (289 amino acids)
Source: RefSeq, a predicted model, not a curated record